Terrapene triunguis (Three-toed box turtle) is the source of this 3990-nucleotide messenger RNA. It is a transcript of the gene YPEL5, whose product is annotated as yippee like 5. The coding region runs from base 1788 to 2153 and encodes 121 amino acids. NCBI's taxonomy places the organism in Eukaryota, Metazoa, Chordata, Testudines, Emydidae. The transcript is spliced from 2 exons. The record is from RefSeq and is a predicted model, not a curated record.
UUAAGAUAUCACAUAUUUAUAUAAUGAAUUUACAUGUACCAGAAGAGAACCUUAAAAUCAAAUAAAUGCUUUAUCUAUACUUGAAGUACUGAUAAUUUUUCUCCAGACUUGAAACAUACAUCCUUGUGACUGUCUAAGGUUCAGGUAAACAUCUUUAUUUUUUGAUAGGUCAUGGUACCUCAGUGAAUAGAGUGAAAAUCUUUACUUUAAGUUCUUACACCAUAUUAUUGGAGUGCCUUACAAGUUGAAACAUUUUUCCCAAUUAUCUUGGGUAUCUGAAGUUGCACUGCCAUGUAACAUUUCCUUACUAAAUGAAUAAAAUAAAUACACGCUAAGUUAAAUGAAGUUUAAUUUCAAAAUAACAUGCAAUGAGAUUUGUGGUUCUUCUAAUGAGCUCAAAGAGAGAGUUCCACUAUUGUAGGCCAGCUGCUGAGAAAAAUGUGUCCUCCCAUGCUCAUGAUCAAGGCCUUGAAUUUGAUUUUUUUCCCCAUGGGUAGCAAAUGUAAAGAGCUGAGUACGAUAUGCUGUCCAGUACUCUGUGUGUUGCUGAGUAGCUGCUGUGUUCUCAACUGACUGAAGCUGUUGACCCUAAUAAAGCUCCACUCAUAGGUAUGAUAAAUUGCAGUAAUCAGGAGAUAAUGAAUGUAUGUAUCACUGUGGCCAAAUCAGUCUGAUAGACAAGGGUGCAGUCUUCAGGCUACCCAUAGAUGCAAGAUGGCACUCUUACUUCAAAUAACCAAAUUGCUAUCAAGGAGUCCAGAAGGACCCCAAGUCUUAACUGUCUUAAUGAUUGGAGGGCUGAUUCUUUUGCUGGAGGAGGAUGGUAUGGAUGUGGCAAAUCCUAUCGAGCAUCCCUCUCCCUGCCAGAAUGACCUCAAUCUUGCCUGAAUUCAGCUUCAGCCUAUUAUGUUAAACGCCUAGCCUACUAUGUUAAACACUGUCUUAUGUACACAUUCUUGCAUUGGUAACAUCUUGGUCCUCCUUGAAGUGUUUCAGGCAACUGACUGGGUGGGAUGUUCAUACCCAGUGCAUAGACAAUUCAGUUAUCGUAUCAGUUGAAUUGGCCAUGUAUCAAGUCUGAUCAAACUCAGAGAAAUGCUUUUUCAUAAUGAAAGUGUCAAAUACCUGUACUAACAUGAUGGUGUAGCUAUGACAACACAAGUGUCACUGUAAUGACUGUGAUGGUCACCUUUUUAAAAACAAACUCUUUAUUUUUGUUCUACCAAAAAUCUGAAGGAAAUGAUUUAAAAAUCUGGUUUUAAAAUUAAGGGUUAAGGAUUCAGCUUGAGCCACAUACAAGCAAGGAAAUUAAGAGUUGAGGUUGCUCUGGGUUUCUGUGCUUCUCCCUUCCCCCUUCAAAUAUUGUGUGGGGGUAUAAGCUGCAUGAUGUUGAUUUAAGUCAAAGGGAGAGAUUUAGUUAAAAGCUGCCCACCACUUGGAAAUUUUACAGAGUUCUGAUCUGCCAGCUGUAUAUUUACUGAUUUCUUCAUAACGCAUUCCUGAAAAUUAUAACGUUCUGAUGGGACACAAGAAAAUUUAGGAGAGAGCCUCCUGAUUUUGGUUAGGUUCUUAGUCUCUAUUUCCAUCAGGGUUAAGGAAUAAAGGAUCAACACAAACCGUAAGUUCAAUACUUAAUAGAUCAUAAAGGGUUUGUAUAUUCGUCGGCUGAAUUACCCUGCAAUGUGUUCUGGCCAUAUGUCAGAGGAAGUCUUAUGUGAAUUUGCUGUAUGGAUAAAAUAUCUCUGUUUGCUUUCAGGUCUUGAGUCUAAAUUUAAGAACUUAUAAAAAUGGGCAGAAUUUUCCUGGACCAUAUUGGUGGCACUCGUCUGUUCUCCUGUGCAAACUGUGAUACAAUCCUGACCAACCGCUCUGAGCUCAUAUCAACUCGCUUUACAGGGGCCACAGGGAGAGCCUUCCUUUUUAAUAAGGUGGUAAAUCUACAAUAUAGUGAAGUUCAAGAUCGGGUCAUGCUCACUGGCCGCCACAUGGUUCGAGACGUGAGCUGCAAGAACUGCAACAGCAAACUGGGUUGGAUCUAUGAAUUUGCCACUGAAGACAGCCAGCGCUACAAGGAAGGCCGUGUUAUCCUGGAAAGAGCUUUGGUCCGAGAGAGUGAAGGAUUUGAAGAGCAUGUUCCGUCCGAUAAUUCCUGAAGAGAUGUCAGCCUCUUUUCUGGUUUUCUUCAGUGAAACUCAAAAAAUAAAAAAUAAAAUAAAAAAACAACAAAAAAAUUCUACUUGUAUACACUGUCACCUUAGCAUCAGAGUUGGAUUCAUUGAACUAUGGACUGGGAAAGAUUGCGAGAGAAUUUCAGAUGGAAACUUCCUUUCUUUAUUCAUUUAAUUUUUACUUUUCUCCCAACAGCUGUUUGUAGAGAAUGUUGAACAGAUGCUGUAAUUUUUUUCUCCUUUGCAUUUAUAUCUCUUAAAUCUGAGAUUGUAUCUACAGCUAACAGUGGGCUGAAAGGAAAAUAAUCUGGAUAGAUCUUUUGUUAGAGAAAUCAUUGGUUUUUAGUUCAUAUAAACUGAUACAUCAAUAGAAAAUUAUUUUAAGUCCAAAGGGGUUUUUUAAUUUACUUUCCAAUUUUUGAUCUAAGUUUUUAACUUUUUUUACCCAGUCCUUUCACCAGAUAUACUAGUUUAAGAAAAGAGAUCUGAAUUUGUGACGAGUGCAAAAGGUUCAGUGUUGGAACGGCUUGUGCUGGCCAUUGUGCCAUAUUCUUGUUGAGGUUGAUCGGUAGCACAGAGCCCAUUCUUUCUUGUCAUUCUUGACCCAAAGAUGUCACCAGUCCUCAUUUAUUUGUAAAGUCCCUUUCACCAUAUAAUUGCGAUUGGAAGCUAUUUUUGAAAUGGGGCAAAACUGCUUGGCUUUUUUUCUUUUAACUGAUGUAACUUAUUAGAUUAUUACUAUGCUUAUGUAAUAAUUGUCUGUUUAGUCUUGUGUUGCUUUAAAAAUCAGAAGCUGUUUGUAAUGAUGGGGUUUACUGAGUAACUACUGUUGCAGUAGUGAAUGUGGUUUUUUUUUCCUUUUCAUCUCUUUACUAACCUCAUUAAGUAGACAAAGCUGUUGCAAAUCUUAAUUCUUGUUCAAAUGGCAUUCUUUUUUAACCCAAGAUUUUGUGUUUAAAACACAGCUACAGGGGAGGAGGAGGAGAAUGGUAGCAUGUGCAUUCAUGCAUACAGCAUACAACCUGCAACUUUUUUAAACAGCUUGUUUUCAAACGCUGCUUCUGGUAUUGAAACUCGUAUCUAUCUCUCAAAAUGUUGUUGCAUCUUUCUAUUGUGAUGUUACACCUUUUGUCUUUCUGACUAGAAGAACAGGCUUGCCUGGUUGUAAUUACUGACUUGAUUCCUGCUUCCUUCCUGUAGAAGUCAACUAUUUUAAGAUAUUGAAAUCUUACUUACCUCUUGGCAAAAGUGUUCUCCAUUAUCUUUCUUAAGGGUGCCCAAACAUUGUGACUUGGAACCACAUUGACAACUUAAGAGCCCAAUGGCUGCACCUAAUUUGAAUGUUAGUUAUGUACCGUUCUUUAUCAGAAAUAAAUAUGCAUAGAUAUAGUUUCUGCCUGAACUUAGAUUUUUGUUAACCAGCAACUAAUAUUUGUUUAACUCCACUAACAAGCAAUGUAAACAAACCAAGGCAUCCAUAGGCUCUAUCUCUGUAUCUGAAACAGCAGACAGGAGGGUGGGGGUGUAAUAUUCUAGAGGGUUCCUUUGGCCACUGGGCUGUGCUUUGGCCACCCCGUGGCUUAAAUCUGUCACCUAUUAACUUAAAAGUAGCUUUACUAUAGAACUAUGUCGUUUAGCGGGAACACAAUGUAGAUUCACAUACCAGAACUAUUUUGAAUCAAGGUACAUAAACAGUAGUGUAACUUGUGCCUCAAGUGAGUCAGCUCUUCAUGAGCCUGAAAAUCGCUGUUGGAGUGAUUCUCUGCAGUACUCUUCGUGUCCUUUUGGUGUUACAGUACAAUAAAAUUUGUGUUGUCCUGAA